AUGACUGAGCCUCCCGCGAAGAAGAUGUGCCUCGGCGUCGACUGCCCCAACGAGGCUGGCACCCUCCAGUGCCCGACCUGCUUGAAGCUCGGAAUCAAGGAUAGCUUCUUCUGCUCGCAGGACUGCUUCAAGAAGAACUGGGGCAACCACAAGUCCAUGCACAAGUCUGAACAGAGUAUACUUCACCAUGUCCUCCCGCCAAAGGUCGUCUCUAAACCAGAUCCAGAGACAGGUGUAUUCAACCCCUUCCCGACGUACCCCUUCACCGGACCCCUCCGACCCGUCUACCCUCUGUCCGAACGCCGUACCGUCCCCAAGCACAUCCCCCACCCCGACUGGUGGAAGGAUGGUAUCCCCAAGUACCCGAGAAGCAUCCUGAAUAGGAACAAGGUCGACAUCCUCGAUGCCAAGGGAAUUGCCGGCAUGCGCAAGGUCUGCCGCUUGGCGCGUGAGGUUCUCGACAUUGCCGCCGCCGCCGUCAAGCCCGGCAUCACAACGGACUACAUUGACGAGAUUGUCCACAAGGCCUGCAUAGAGCGCAACGCCUACCCCUCGCCACUGAACUACAACCACUUCCCCAAGUCCGUAUGCACAUCCCUCAACGAGGUCAUCUGCCACGGCAUCCCCGACCAGCGCGUGCUCCUCGACGGCGAUAUCCUCAACAUCGACGUCACCCUCUUCUUCGAGGGCUACCACGGCGACCUCAACGAGACGUACUACGUCGGCGACCGCGCCAAGGCCGACCCGGACGCGGUCCGCGUCGUGGAAGCCUCCCGCGACUGCCUCGACGCCGCCAUCGCUGCCGUCAAGCCCGGCACGCUCAUCCGCGAGUUUGGCAACAUUAUCGAAAAGAUUGCAAAGGAGAGGAACUGCAGCGUCAUCCGCACGUACUGCGGCCACGGCAUCAACUCGCUAUUCCACUGCCCGCCCAACGUCCCUCACUACGCCAAGAACAAGACGGUGGGCGAGUGCAAGCCUGGCAUGACGUUCACUAUCGAGCCCAUGAUUGCGCUGGGCAAGUACCGCGAUGUCACCUGGCCCGACAACUGGACGAGCACGACGAUUGACGGGAAGAAGACUGCGCAGUUUGAGCACACUCUUCUGGUGACCGAAGACGGAGUCGAAGUCCUCACAGCUAGAACGGCCACGUCGCCUGGCGGCAAGGUGCCGAUGCCUGGAACGAACGGCGAAGAGAAGGAGACCACCGCAUAA
Messenger RNA from Colletotrichum fioriniae, 1212 nucleotides. It is a transcript of the gene fma1, whose product is annotated as Methionine aminopeptidase 1. The record is from RefSeq and is a predicted model, not a curated record. Lineage: Eukaryota; Fungi; Ascomycota; Sordariomycetes; Glomerellales; Glomerellaceae. Gene Ontology annotation, biological process: proteolysis. Gene Ontology annotation, cellular component: cytosol. Gene Ontology annotation, molecular function: metalloaminopeptidase activity.